This is a messenger RNA of Drosophila rhopaloa, 2093 nucleotides long. RefSeq names its product fibroin heavy chain (gene Cpr73D). Lineage: Eukaryota; Metazoa; Arthropoda; Insecta; Diptera; Drosophilidae. The record is from RefSeq and is a predicted model, not a curated record. The transcript has 5 exons. Bases 187 to 2007 code for a protein of 606 amino acids. Gene Ontology annotation, molecular function: structural constituent of chitin-based larval cuticle. Gene Ontology annotation, cellular component: chitin-based extracellular matrix.
UCUAGCCGCCAGCUCCUCCUCCUAAAAAAAAGCCACAAGCCAAGUCGGAGUUUAAGUCGGGAUCUCAGUUCGGUUUGCGGCUCGAUCGGAUCGGUUGGGGGAAUAGAAAUUUAUUUGGUGACUGUGCCUCUGGGACAGGAUGUUCGUUUGAUCUCUCGACUGGAUUAAAACAAAUGCGAUUUGAAGAUGCUGCAUCUGCAUCGCCACCUGCAUCUCCUCUGGUUCCUCUGCGCUCUUUUGGGAUACUUUGCGCAUCCGGCGAGAGCGGAAAUCGAAUAUAAUACCAUCAACGAGGAUGGAUCUUUUCAGUUUCGACAUGCAAAUGAUGACAUUGGGGGCUACUAUCACAGCGCCUCGGGCACUCCGGACAACACGGUGCGAGGUCGCUACGGUUCGCGGAGUCCGGCGAGCGGCCAGAUCGAGGAGACGGUCUACACAGCCGGACCACGUGGGUUUCGCGUGAACGGACCGAAAAUCCAUCGGAAAAUGGAUCUGGCCCAGUAUCCGGUAUUGCCGCGGGGAAGUCCCGACGAUCCACUGGCCGAUCCCUUCGACGAUCCUUCUUAUAGCUUCAGUUUUCGCACUCCUGAUCAGUCGCGCAGCGAGGAGAAUGAUUCGGGCAAUAGGAUAAGGGGACUCUACUCCUAUCUGGACGAUGUGGGCGAGCGGCACAGUGUUCGAUAUGCAGCUGGAGCCGGAACUGGUUUCGAGAUCUCCAAUGCUGUGCCGGAUAGCCCGUCCACCGUGGCCUACUCCAGUCCCCUGUACAAGUCGCAUCCCAAGACGCGUGGCAAGAUGUCCGUUCAAAGAGGUCCAGCUGGAAGCUAUAAGCUGAUUGCCUCUGGUCCGGAUCACCGACGGGCAGAGAGCCGAGCUCCGGAUGGCCUGGUACGGGGCACCUACUCCUUCCUGGACGACAAGGGCGUGCAGCGAACAGUGGAGUAUAUAGCAGGAGCAGGCAUUGGCUAUCGGGUGGUGCAGAAUCGCAUUGGUCCCGGGACACACAUCAAUCCCUCCGUGGCCGAUUUCCGCCUGGCAGACCCCGAUUUUCGACUAGCUAAUGAUUUUGGCAGGGGUGCAGGUGGGGGUUUGGGUCCCAAGGGAGGUGCUGGUGCGGCAGGUGGCUCGAGUGGUUCAGGGGGAGCAGCAGGAUCAGCUGGUGGUGGUGCAGGCAGGGGUCGCACCCCAGGCAGACCCGGUGGCAAGGAUUACCUGAAGCCAGCUGAUGGCGGAAGAGUUAGGGAUCAGGGUGCGGGAGAUGCAGGGCCAGCGGAUGAGGAUCUCGGACCCGAUGAUGACAGCCAAGAUGGUGACUCUGGGAUUAGCACCAGUUCUAGUGGCUCCACUAACUUUGAUAACAAAGAGGAUCGAAGGGGAUUCCCAGCAGGAAGUGCCCAACGGGGCAGCACCAGAUAUGAUAGCGGAGGCAGUGGCUCACAGAGAGGAGGAGGUGGUUCCACUAGGACCAGUGUCAGUGGUUCCAGAGACAGAAACCAGUUCGGUGGAGGAGCAGGUGGAGGUAGUGGUGCCGCCGGAAGAGGACAAGGAAGGGGAGGAAUAGCACGCGGGGGAAGCUCUCGCCGAGGGGGAGGGGGUGGAGGAAGCGGAGGAGGAGGGGGCGGGGGAAGUGCCGCCUCCAGCGAAGGCGACUCCGGCCUGGGCUACCUGCCGCCCACAGGUGGAUCGGGCACCAGUGCCAUCAGCGGACCCGGGGACAAUUACCACCUCAACGAUGACGACGUGGGCAGUUCCCUGCCGCCACUGGUCACUGCCAACCAUCGCAUCCUGGAGAUCGAUCGGGAUCGGGAGUGGGUCCAGCGACAUCGCGACUCCACCGUGAUCAAGAACGUGGGCAAAUGGUAUGUGGGCCUGCCACCAGGCCAAAGUGUUCGUGCCCAUGUCCAGAACAUCGACAUUGUGCCGCUGGGCGGAAGGAUCGGUCUGUCGCCCUCGGAGGCACUGCGUCAGGAUGAGAUCGCCGAGCUGAAUGCCUCCCGGGAGCACUAAUCGGAUACUCCCCUCCUCUGAUUGGAUCAGUAGUUCGUAGUGCCUAGCUCUAAGUGAUCAGUGUUAAGUAACCGAAACUGGGUUGA